Messenger RNA from Xiphias gladius (swordfish), 1455 nucleotides. RefSeq names its product growth hormone secretagogue receptor type 1-like. NCBI's taxonomy places the organism in Eukaryota, Metazoa, Chordata, Actinopteri, Istiophoriformes, Xiphiidae. Gene Ontology annotation, biological process: hormone-mediated signaling pathway; G protein-coupled receptor signaling pathway. The transcript is spliced from 5 exons. Gene Ontology annotation, molecular function: growth hormone secretagogue receptor activity. Gene Ontology annotation, cellular component: plasma membrane. The record is from RefSeq and is a predicted model, not a curated record. The coding region runs from base 1 to 1455 and encodes 484 amino acids.
AUGGAUCUCAUGGAGUUGGGAGACAUGGGCAGUGGCUGUGAAGAUAAAAACUGUGGCCUUGCAUCGGGUUUCAUGGAAGACUGCUCCAACCAAGAGUGCCAGUGGGAGGAACCUAUGUUUGGACUGAUUGAGUUGGUGUGUGUGACUGCGAUUUACAUUCCACUGAUGAUCUUUGGCCUUUUUGGAAAUAUACUAACGAUUCUGGUGGUUUGGCUACGUCCACACAUGAGAAGCUCUACCUACCUGUACCUGAGCAGCAUGGCAGUUAGUGAUCUGUUGAUACUCCUACUGCUCCCUCUGGAUCUAUAUAAGCUCUGGAGGCCCAGACCCUGGCCCUUAGGAGACCUUGCCUGUAAGCUGACCAUGUUCCUCUCAGAAUGCUGCACCUUCUGUACCAUCCUCCACAUCACCUUCCUCUCCCUGGAGAGGUACCUGGCGGUCUGCUGGCCAAUCACAGCCAAGACCCUGGUGACACGGCGCAGAACCAGGGCUCUCAUUGGCUGCCUCUGGCUGGGUGCAGCCGUCAGUGCAGCACCAGUGCUGGUCAUGGUUGGAGUGGAGGACGUUGGGGGAGAGGAACUAGGAUGGAGAGAGGAUGGAGGGUGGACAGGCAGGGAAGGAGAACAGGGAGAACUUAUGACAGAUGGAGGGAAAGGAGGAAGUGGAUGGAUGACCUCGAUGGAUGGAAGAUUAGAGGAAAUAAAGUGGGAAGAAAAAGAGACAAAAGGAUGGGGUGAAAGAGUUGGAGAGUUAAAUUGGUUUGAAGAGAAAGGAGAAAGGAAACUGGGAAUAGGACAAAAAGACGAGAGGAAACAAGGAGAUGGAGGAGAAAUGAAAGAUGAAAACCAAGCAGAUGAGGGCGGAGGCGGAGAAGAAGGAAAGAUGGAAGUUGAGGGAGCAAAUAAAAUGAAAGAAGAUGAGGGAGGAGGAAGGGAAGGGGGUGUCAAUGGAGGUGACGGAGGAGAGAUGGACAAGACAGAGUGCCGCUGUACGCACUAUGCCGUCUCCUCUGGCCUGCUGUCGGCCAUGAUGAUUCUCUCCAACUUGUACUUCCUGAUACCAGUCUGCAUCCUGGGACUGGUCUACAGCCUGAUUGGACGGACACUGUGGCUCCGUCCACAAAGCAGCCGCAAAGACCAGAGUCACCGGCACACUGUCAAAAUGCUGGGAGUGAUUGUCUUGGCGUUUGUCCUGUGCUGGCUGCCCUUCCAUGUUGGUCGGACCAUAUUCUCUCUUUCUCUGGGCACCACUGCUAACAGACAGGUGUCUCAGUAUUUCAACCUGGUGUCCUCAGUCCUGUUCUACCUCAGUGCUGCUGUCAACCCUUUACUGUACAACCUGAUGUCUGCCAGAUAUAGGCACGCUGUACACAGCCUCAUACACACACACUCUCAAACACAGACUCACCGACUGCGCUCUACACUCAUGGCACGACACUCCACGACCACUUUGUAA